Messenger RNA from Penicillium canariense, 1182 nucleotides. RefSeq lists its product as uncharacterized. The transcript has a single exon. The record is from RefSeq and is a predicted model, not a curated record. NCBI's taxonomy places the organism in Eukaryota, Fungi, Ascomycota, Eurotiomycetes, Eurotiales, Aspergillaceae. Bases 1 to 1182 code for a protein of 393 amino acids.
AUGCGCUCCCUUGUCACCCGUGAACUGUCGGAAGCUCCCGAAAACCUAGCACUGGGCUACUUUAUGCAUGUCUAUGCACCAACGGCCGCAUUCGAGUACUUAUCCGAAGUGUCCUCAAUAUAUCUAACCAAGGAGCCCCUCGGAGAUGCUCUUCUAGCCCCAUCACUCCUCCUCUUCUCACAAAACCUUCGCCUUCCGACUGUUCAGUCUCUUGCGCAAACGCAUUAUGCCAAGGCACUAAGAUCGACAAACUCGGCCCUUUCAAGUCCAGGCCUAGCAGAAGACAACGGUACCCUCCUGGCAGUGCUGCUUCUGAGUCUUUACGAGGCCUUGGACUUCCAAGGGCGGAAGGUCCCUUCGAAUUGGAAUGCCCACACCCAGGGGGCCUCUGAACUAUUACGACUCCGAGGCGAAGGACAGUUUGACAAUCCUCUUGGUCGUCAUCUCUUUCGACAUGCUUCCUCGAAUAUUCGGACACACUGCGCUCAACUUGGUGUCAAUACCCCUUCUGUCUUGGGCACGCUAGAGAAUGGCUAUCUUGAAAUGAUAUAUCCGAGUGAGCCAAGUCGCCGAUUUGGACAGGUUGUGGAUAGCAUUGCAAAUCUGCGGGCAAACAUUCAUAAACUCUCCCCCAUUGGACACUUACGGAAGGUUCUGGAGCUAGACUUAGAAUUGGAGGAUGUUUUGAACAGUCUUCGGAGAGAUGCACCCUUCGAAGUUAUCGACAUCACGGCCAUGCCAGGCCGCAUCUUCACAUACAAGAAUCAGAUCCAUCAAUACUUGUCACCGAGGAUCGCACGGAUGUGGAAUAUGCUACGAAUAGCUAGGCUGUUCCUCAUUCAGAUGGUCUAUCACGCAGUGGCCUUGAAACGCCCGCCAGAACAACUUACAAACGAAGAACACAUUCGAGUUCACAAACUCACGACGGUAAUUAGCACAAAAAUGAUAUCCGAGAUCCUGCAAAGCGUUCCGUCCGCGCUGGAACUCUCCCUCAACCCAAUGAUGUCGUCAAGGUCUCUUAUAUACCCCUUGUCUGGCAUUGCGGUGUUCGAGUUUGCAUCACCAGAUGCUACGGAAUAUGCCAUCGACAGACUGGCUUUUAUUGGGCGCCAAUAUGGGUUUGCACAGGCAGUUGACUCGACCAACAUGGUUUUACAAAAUCAUGAUUUCGAAAACUGGUAA